Messenger RNA from Lontra canadensis (Northern American river otter), 4029 nucleotides. RefSeq names its product lysine acetyltransferase 2B (gene KAT2B). Lineage: Eukaryota; Metazoa; Chordata; Mammalia; Carnivora; Mustelidae. Gene Ontology annotation, cellular component: nucleus; histone acetyltransferase complex. Bases 75 to 2582 code for a protein of 835 amino acids. The record is from RefSeq and is a predicted model, not a curated record. Gene Ontology annotation, biological process: positive regulation of transcription by RNA polymerase II; chromatin remodeling. The transcript is spliced from 18 exons. Gene Ontology annotation, molecular function: protein binding; histone H3 acetyltransferase activity.
CCCGAGAGGGAGACCCUGGCGGCGGCGGCGGCGGCGCCUGACACUCGGCGCCUCCUGCCGUGCUCCGGGGCGGCAUGUCCGAGGCUGGCGGGGCCGGGCCGGGCGGCGGCGGGGCAGGGGCCGGGGCAGGGGCCGGGCUCGGGGCUCUGCCCCCGCAGCCCCCCGUGCCGCCGCCCGCGCCGCCGCAGGGCUCCCCGUGCGCCGCCGCCGCCGGGGGCUCGGGCGCCUGCGGACCGGCGACGGCAGUGGCGGCGGCGGGCACGGCCGAAGGACCAGGAGGCGGCGGCUCGGCCCGGAUCGCGGUGAAGAAGGCGCAACUGCGCUCGGCUCCGCGGGCCAAGAAACUGGAGAAACUCGGAGUGUACUCCGCCUGCAAGGCCGAGGAGUCUUGUAAAUGUAAUGGCUGGAAAAAUCCCAACCCUUCUCCUACUCCCCCGAGAGCUGACCUGCAGCAAAUCAUUGUCAGUCUAACAGAAUCCUGCCGGAGUUGUAGCCAUGCACUAGCUGCUCAUGUUUCCCACCUGGAAAAUGUGUCCGAGGAAGAAAUGAACAGACUCCUGGGAAUAGUGUUGGAUGUGGAAUAUCUCUUUACCUGUGUCCACAAGGAAGAAGAUGCAGAUACCAAACAAGUUUAUUUCUAUCUAUUUAAGCUCUUGAGAAAGUCUAUUUUACAAAGAGGAAAACCUGUGGUUGAAGGCUCUUUGGAGAAGAAACCCCCAUUCGAAAAGCCUAGUAUUGAACAGGGUGUGAAUAACUUUGUACAGUACAAAUUUAGUCACCUGCCAUCCAAAGAAAGGCAAACAAUUGUUGAGUUGGCAAAAAUGUUCCUAAACCGCAUCAACUAUUGGCACCUGGAGGCACCAUCUCAACGAAGACUGCGAUCUCCCAAUGAUGAUAUUUCUGGAUACAAAGAGAACUACACAAGGUGGCUGUGUUACUGCAACGUGCCCCAGUUCUGCGACAGUCUACCUCGGUAUGAAACCACCCAGGUGUUUGGGAGAACACUGCUGCGCUCAGUCUUCACAGUCAUGAGACGACAACUCCUGGAACAAGCAAGACAGGAGAAAGACAAAUUGCCACUUGAAAAACGAACUCUAAUCCUCACCCAUUUUCCAAAGUUCCUGUCCAUGUUAGAAGAAGAAGUUUAUAGUCAAAACUCUCCUAUCUGGGAUCAGGAUUUUCUCUCAGCCUCUUCCAGAACCAGCCAGCUAGGAAUCCAAACAGUCAUCAGUCCACCUCCUGUAGCUGGGACCAUUUCAUAUAAUUCAAACUCAUCUUCUCUUGAGCAACCUAAUGGAGGGAGCACCAGUCCUUCCUGCAAAGGCUCUUCUGGGCUUGAGGCAAACCCAGGAGAAAAGAGGAAAAUGAAUGACUCUCAUGCCUUGGAGGAGGCCAAGAAACCCCGAGUUAUGGGGGAUAUUCCAAUGGAAUUAAUCGAUGAGGUCAUGUCUACCAUCACAGACCCUGCAGCAAUGCUUGGACCAGAGGUCAGCAGGACCAAUUUACUGUCAGCACAUUCAGCUAGGGACGAGGCAGCAAGGCUGGAAGAGCGCAGGGGCGUGAUUGAAUUUCAUGUGGUCGGCAAUUCCCUGAACCAGAAACCCAACAAGAAGAUUCUAAUGUGGCUGGUCGGUCUCCAGAACGUGUUCUCACACCAGCUGCCCCGGAUGCCAAAAGAGUACAUCACACGGCUUGUCUUUGACCCGAAACACAAAACCCUUGCCCUAAUUAAAGAUGGCCGUGUUAUUGGUGGUAUCUGUUUCCGCAUGUUCCCAUCGCAAGGAUUCACAGAGAUUGUUUUCUGUGCUGUAACCUCAAAUGAGCAAGUCAAGGGCUAUGGAACACACCUGAUGAAUCACUUGAAAGAAUAUCAUAUAAAACAUGAUAUCCUGAACUUCCUCACAUAUGCAGAUGAAUAUGCAAUUGGUUACUUCAAGAAACAGGGUUUCUCCAAAGAAAUUAAAAUACCUAAAACCAAAUAUGUUGGCUACAUCAAGGAUUAUGAGGGGGCCACUUUAAUGGGAUGUGAGCUAAAUCCACGGAUCCCAUACACAGAAUUUUCUGUCAUCAUUAAGAAGCAAAAGGAGAUCAUUAAAAAGCUGAUAGAAAGAAAACAAGCCCAGAUUCGAAAAGUAUACCCUGGACUUUCAUGUUUUAAAGAUGGAGUUCGGCAGAUUCCAAUAGAAAGCAUUCCCGGAAUUAGAGAGACAGGCUGGAAGCCGAGUGGAAAAGAGAAAAGUAAAGAGCCCAAAGACCCUGACCAGCUUUACAGCACGCUCAAGAGCAUCCUGCAGCAGGUGAAGAGCCAUCAAAGCGCUUGGCCCUUCAUGGAACCUGUGAAGAGAACAGAAGCUCCGGGAUAUUAUGAAGUUAUAAGGUUCCCCAUGGAUCUGAAAACCAUGAGCGAACGCCUCAAGAAUAGGUACUACGUGUCUAAGAAAUUAUUCAUGGCAGACUUACAGCGAGUCUUUACCAAUUGCAAAGAGUACAACCCCCCUGAGAGUGAAUACUACAAAUGUGCCAAUAUCCUGGAGAAAUUCUUCUUCAGUAAAAUUAAGGAAGCUGGAUUAAUUGACAAGUGAUUUUUACCCCCUUCUGCUUCUUAGAAACUCAUCAAGCAGUGUGCCUAAAGCAAGGUGGUUUAGUUUUAUAAAGAAUUGGACAUAAUGUUUUGAAGAUACUUACUUGUAAAUGUAAUAAUUAGCACUUUUGAAAAACAAACAAAACCUCCUUUUAGCUUUUUCAGAUAUGUAUUUAAAUUGAAGUCAUAGAACAUUUUUAUUUUAUGGAAUAGAUUUUAAGCUAUUUACUACUAUUGUAAAUUUUCUAUGGCAUGUCCAUUAGCUGAAUAUUCAAUAAUAGAUGAUCAGGGGUUUCCUCAAAACCUGUGUAUGAGGAAAUUGCACAUAGUACCAAGAUUUGGGGGAAUGCAGAAACUUUUCAGACCAUGAAUGUUUCCAUUUUUUUCUAAUGGAAUGUGAGAGUUUAUUUUUAUUUUAUUCUGAAGGACUUUAAGGAAGGGAUACAUGAUAAAAAGCCCGUAAAAGGUGAAAUAUGUGAUGUUUAAAGUCUCACUGUAGACUUUUUAUAUAUAUUUUUUAAAAAAACACUCAUCUAGAUGAGGUGCUUUGAGCAGUUCUGAAAAAUGCAGUUCCAGAAAAGCAACUGCUUUGAUUCCUAAGGAAGAAAUUCUAAAUAAUGCACACUUUUUUAUAAGCAUCUGGAUUUUUGAUAAUUCUAUCUACCUACAAUAAACUCAUGAGCACAUAACCACUAUUUUAAUAAUUAUUUUCUCUACACAGAUGUGGACUAUUAUAUUUGACUUCGCUUAUGCAGGCCAUAAGUUCCAAAAGGCAAUCUGAUGCACAGAGGCAUACAUUUAAAAACACUUUGAGAUUGAAUCAAUGUGCUUUAAUAAGGAACGAUGCAUCAUCUACAUACGUAUCAAAUUUGGUGAAUCCUUGUUCUAACAAAUAAGGAUUUUUUUCCCUUUUCUAUGAUGUUUGCAACCCCACUGAUAAUGUAUUAUAUGAACAUUUUUCCUUUUGCAUCUCCAGAUUAUAUUCAUUGUCUGAGGUGAAUUAAAUCACCAAGAUUUGCUGUCAGUAUUUUAACACCUACAUUGGAAGACAGACCCAGGGUAGUUUCCCACUAAAAUCCAUCAUACAACCUUAUUAACCUGUCUUGGGAUUCCAGCUUAGUGCUUGGAAAUAUUUCCUGAUUAACACUACAUAGAAAAGUGGGACAUCUGCCAUCCCAACUCUGGGAGAACCAACUAAUAUCAAACAAAUGAAGGCCAUUUUGAUGGUCUUUGACACUAAUUUUUAUGAUAAAAAUUUAUAAACUGAUUUUUGUAAAGAACUAGGUUUUAAAAGUAUAUUUAACUUGAUGUUUUCUAUCAGCAUAAAUGAGUUAAAAUGAUCAUGUAAUAGUUGUCAAAAACAGUUGCCAGAGAUAAUCUGCAUGAAGGAAAAAAACCUGCAAAUGGCUGUUUGCCAGUGGGAAGUAUGGUUUUUAAUAUGUAAGAGA